AUGGAGGUGAAGAGGGGUAUGGAGGAGGAGGAAAAGCAGGAUUCUGUGUUCGGUAUUUUCAAACAGACCAGCUUGUGGCUGGAGAAAAUGUGUGUAUGGGUGUGAGAGAGAGUUAGAGGGAGGUAGAGACAGAGAGCGAGAGAGAGAGGUGCACAGAAGGUUGUGUGUGUGGAGUGUGAGACAGACAGACAGACAGUGAAGUCAAGGUAAAUAGUGUCGUUGGGGUGUGGCCUGUCUUUGGCAGAGGGGCACUGACCACAUCCUCUUUUAUCACCACAGAAACAUCCGUAGCUCCACCCCUGUCUGGCCAUAGUUGGCAGCACCAAGUCCCUGAACUCUGACACAAGCACACACUUGAAUUCUUUUUUUUGACCUAUAAUGAAACAUAAUUACUACUAAGAAGCACACAGUCACAAAGCACAGCGAAUGAGUGAGAGAGUGCAAGUGACUGAGUGUGCAUGCGUGUUAGUGGAGUGGCAUAGAGCCCAGAGAGGACAAGCUUCUCUGACUUGUCUGAUGUAGUAAAGCUGCCAGGCAGCGCUCAUUCACAAAGAGCUGCUGUGUUGACCCGUGUUCUUAUCAUUUUGGCAGCCAGCCAAGCUCUCCAGUAAGUAGAAGUUUUACAUAGCCACUGGUGUGUCUCGUUACAUAUGCAGUAAUGGGCUUUAUUCCCCACUUCAACAUAUUGUAAUAUGAGAUGUAUGAUGUCGCUGGUUGGCACUUGGCCCCAUAGACAUACAUACAGUAUGUUUAUAUACAGUGGGGAGAACAAGUAUUUGAUACACUGCUGAUUUUGCAGGUUUUCCUACUUACAAAGCAUGUAGGGGUCUGUAAUUUUUAUCAUAUGUACACUUCAACUGUGAGAGACGUAAUCUAAAACAAAAAUCCAGAAAAUCACAUUGUAUGAUUUUUAAGUAAUUAAUUUGCAUUUUAUUGCAUGACAUAAGUAUUUGAUCACCUACCAACCAGUAAGAAUUCCUGUUCGAAUUCCUCUUCGAAUUCCUGUUCGUUUUUCUUUAAGAAGCCCUCCUGUUCUCCACUCAUUACCUGUAUUAACUGCACCUGUUUGAACUCAUUACCUGUAUAAAAGACACCUGUCCACACACUCAAUCAAACAGACUCCAACCUCUUCACAAUGGCCAAGACCAGAGAGCUGUGUAUGGACAUCAGGGAUAAAAUUGUAGACCUGCACAAGGCUGGGAUGGGCUACAGGACAAUAGGCAAGCAGCUUGGUGAGAAGGCAACAACUGUUGGCGCAAUUAUUAGAAAAUGGAAGAAGUUCAAGAUGACGGUCAAUCACCCUCGGUCUGGGGCUCCAUGCAAGAUCUCACCUCGUGGGGCAUCAAUGAUCAUGAGGAAGGUGAGGGAUCAGCCCAGAACUACACGGCAGGACCUGGUCAAUGACCUGAAGAGAGCUGGGACCACAGUCUCAAAGAAAACCAUUAGUAACACACUCCGCCGUCAUGGAUAAAAAUCCUGCAGCGCACGCAAGGUCCCCCUGCUCAAGCCAGCGCAUGUCCAGGCCGGUCUGAAGUUUGCCAAUGACCAUCUGGAUGAUCCAGAGGAGGAAUGGGAGAUGGUCAUGUGGUCUGAUGAGACGAAAAUAGAGCUUUCUGGUCUAAACUCCACUCGCCGUGUUUGGAGGAAGAAGAAGGAUGAGUACAACCCCAAGAACACCAUCCCAACCGUGAAGCAUGGAGGUGGAAACAUCAUUCUUUGGGGAUGCUUUUCUGCAAAGGGGACAGGACGACUGCACCGUAUUGAGGGGAGGAUGGAUAGGGCCAUGUAUCGCAAGAUCUUGGCCAACAACCUCCUUCCCUCAGUAAGAGCAUUGAAGAUGGGUCGUGGCUGGGUCUUCCAGCAUGACAACGACCCGAAACACACAGCCAGGGCAACUAAGGAGUGGCUCCAUAAGAAGCAUCUCAAGGUCCUGGAGUGGCCUAGCCAGUCUCCAGACCUGAACCCAAUAGCAAAUCUUUGGAGGGAGCUGAAAGUCCGUAUUGCCCAGCGACAGCCCCAAAACCUGAAGGAUCUGGAGAAGGUCUGUAUGGAGGAGUGGGCCAAAAUCCCUGCUGCAGUGUGUGCAAACCUGGUCAAGACCUACAGGAAACGUAUGAUCUCUGUAAUUGCAAACAAAGGUUUCUGUACCAAAUAUUAAGUUCUGCUUUUCUGAUGUAUCAAAUACUUAUGUCAUGCAAUAAAAUGCAAAUUAAUUACUUAAAAAUCAUACAAUGUGAUUUUCUGGAUUUUUGUUUGAGAUUCCGUCUCUCACAGUUGAAGUGUACUUAUGAUAAAAAUUACAGACCUCUACAUGCUUUGUAAGUAGGAAAACCAGCAAUAUCGGCAGUGUAUCAAAUACUUGUUCUCCCCACUGUAGAUUGGUUGGCACAGGUGCUGGCACAUGAUGCCAGGAGGAGCAUAAUACUAUGACUCCAGUGUCUGGGGUAGUGAUGAUCUAAAUGUGUUGUUGGUGUGUUUUCUGUCUUUAUGGGUCGGCUUUUAUGGUGCAGGAAAUGCCUUCUUGGUUGGGGGCGGGACAUGGGGGAGGCUUUUGUACUUGUUGUACUUGAGGGUUAGAAUGUGUGUGUUUUUAGUUACAUGCAGUGCAAGUGUAACUGACCAUGAUGACCCCUCUCUCUUUCUCCCUCUCUCCCCCCUCUCCAGUCAUGGAGAGUGCCAUCACGUUGUGGCAGUUCCUGCUGCAGCUGUUAUUGGACCAGAGUCACAAGCACCUGAUCUGCUGGACAUCCAAUGAUGGGGAGUUUAAACUGCUCAAGUCAGAAGAGGUGGCCAAGCUGUGGGGCCUGAGGAAGAACAAGACCAACAUGAACUAUGACAAGCUGAGCCGAGCCCUGCGCUACUACUAUGACAAGGUACAUCUCACAUAGUUGACAUUGGCACUACACUAACACCAAACACAAACACACACCUACUGGAAUGGAUGACAAGGUACACCAACAUUGCAUAAACCCUUCACAAACAUACAGGAAAUUGAGAAAUCAUGUAACUAAACUAAACAAAAUGAAGAAGAAACUAUACUAUGGAACAAAGAUAAAUGAUAUAAAGAAUGAUAGUAAAAAGCUCUGGAGUACUUUAAAUGAAAUGUUAUCCUUCAUUAAGGCAGAUGGCUUGUUCAUAACAAAACCCUUUGAUAUUGCCAACCACUUUAAUAUUUUUUGUUUGUUGACAAGAUUAGCAAACUUAGGUAUGACAUGCAAACAACAAAUGCUGAGUCUUCAUAUUCAUGCAUAAUGGACCAAAUAAUGAAAAGACAAGCACUGUAGUUUUGAGUUCCACAAUGUCGUUAUGGAAGAGGUGAAAAAAGGUUGCUAUCUAUAAAUAAGGACAAACCACCUGGUACCGACAACCUGGAUGGUAAAUUGCUGAGGUUGGUAGCGGAAUACAUUGUGACUCCUAUUUGCCACAUCUUCAAUUUAAGCCUAGAAGACGGUGUGUGUCCUCAGACAUGGAGGGAGGCAAAGGUCAUUCCGCUACCCAAGAAUAGCAGAGCACCCUUUAAAUGGUUCAAACAGCUGACCAAGUGCUUAGCAAACUUUUUGAAAGGUAUUUUACAGAAAACAAACUAACGACAGACUUUUAGCAUGCUUAUAGUGAUGGGCACUCAACAUGCUCGGCACUGACACAAAUGACUGAUGGUUGGCUGAAAGUAAUUGAUAGUAAGAAGAUUGUGGGAGCUGUUUUGUUAGACUUCAGUGCAGCUUUUAAUGUCAUAGAUCAUAACCAAUUCCUGAAAAAAACAUAGGUGUUAUGGAUUUGCAUCCUCUGCCUUAUUAUGGAUUGAGAGUUACCUAUCUAAUAGAACACAGAGGGUUUUCAUUAAUGGAAGCCUCUCUCAUGCAAAUUCAGUGGAGUGUGGUGUACCGCAGGGCAGCCGGCUAGGGCCGUUAUUGUUUUCUAUUUUUACAAAUGACCUUCCACUGACCUUGACUAAAGCCUGUGUGUCUAUGUACGCUGACGACUCAACAGUAUACAUGUUGGCUACAACAGUAAAAUAAAUAACUGACACUUAACAUAGAGCUCCAGUCCAUUUUAGAAAGGGUAACUAGGAAUAGGCUGGUGCUAAAUAUCUCAAAAACAAAAAGCAUAAUAUUUGGGACAAAUCACUCGCUCAAUGCUAAACCUAAUUUAGAUCUAUUAUUGAAUAAUGUGGCUAUUGAGCAAGUUGAAGAGACUAAAUUGCUGGGUGUAACCCUAGAUAGCAAGCUGUCAUGGUCAAAACAUAUAGACUCAAUGGUUGCUAAAAUGGGAAGAGGUCUGUCCAUGAUAGGUCGUUGCUCUGCCUUCUCAGUCGACCAGACAGAUCCUACAGGCCAUAGUUUUGUCACACCUGGACUACUGCCCAGCUGUGUGGUCAUGUGCGGCAAAGAAGGACAUAGGUCAAUUUCAGUUGGUCCAGAACAAAGCAGCAUGUAUCACACUUAGAUGUACACGGAUGGAAAGUUGAGCAGAGAUUGACUGCAUCACUAUUGGUCUUUGUGCAAGGUAUUGAUAUGUUGAAGGUACCGAACGGUCUGUUCAAGCAGUUGGCACACAGUUCGGACACUCAUCAGUACAACACAAGACAGGCAACCAGAGGUCUCUUCACAGCCCCCAAGUCCAGAACAGAUGCUGGGAAACACACAGUAUUAAAUAGGGCCAUGACUAGAUGGAACUCUGCCACCACAUGUAACUCAAACUAGAAAUAAACCCAGUUAAAAAACACACAUAAAUAACACCUUACUGCACAAAGGGGACUGUGACGAGACAGCCAUUUUAUAUAUAUUUUAUUGUAAUUUGCACUGUAUUAUGUGUUAGACCUAGAUAUUGUGUGUAUGUAUUGAUAUGUAGGGUAUGUAUGACAUUUUAAAUGUAUUGUAUUUCAGUCCUUGACUAAUAAUGUUCUGUACUAUGUAAUGUUUCAUGUGGACCCCAGGAAGAGUAGCUGAUGCUUUUGCAGUGGCUAAUGGGGAUCCUAAUAAAUACCUCUACACAGCAUGAACAUGUCUGUAACCAAUUCUACAGGUCAAACCACCAUAUAACAUCAUGGCAUGCAUGUUAACAGUAACACACUGUUAUUACUGUAUAACAUAACAAAUUAUGCUUAAACUCCUCCUUCCCUCUUCCUCCUCCAGAACAUCAUCAAGAAGGUGAUUGGCCAGAAGUUUGUGUACAAAUUUGUGUCCUUCCCGGAGAUCUUGAAGAUGGACCCCGCGGCGGUGGAGAUGGGGGUGCGGGGGAGUGAUGAGGCUGGUGGGGCCCUGUCAGAGGGGGAGGGGGAUGAGGAGGGGGUGAGGGGCGGCCCCCCAGGGAGGAACGAGUACCUCCACUCAGGCCUCUACUCCUCCUUUACCGUCAGCUCCCUCCAGCAUCCACAGGACCUCCUCCGCCCCCCUGAUCUGCUCCGGCCAGUCAAGGUGGAGCCUCGACAUGAUCACCACGACGACAGUGGCACAGUGAUUCGCUUUGUUCAGAACCGCAGCCAUAAGGGCGGGGCACUGCCGGUGGUGUCUCUGCCUUCAUCCCCGCCCCCUUCCUCCAACGAGGGCUACUAUUCAUCCAAACCUUCCCCAAGGCUAGCCCACUCCUCGUCCUGCUCCUCCUCCCCAUCACACAGCCCCACCCACGCACUCUGGAGGGCACGGAGCCCCGCCCCUGAGACUGACGAAUCAGAGCAGAGCGCUCAGCCCCUUAACCUAUCGUCUGGUCACAGAGACCGUGGCCAGGCCACACCCACGCCAGAGAAGAGGGGCUUAGCCAAUAGCGUCCCACCAAAAACCAGGAAGCCUAAAGGCCUGGAGAUAUCCGCACCCUCCCUGCUCCUGACAGCCAAUGACAUCGGCUCUAUCGCCCUCAACAGUCCUGCGCUGCCCUCAGGGUCCCUAACACCAGCCUUCUUCACUGCACAGGUCAGCACCACCCACACAAACGCAUACACUCGCUCCACCCUUGCCCUCUGUAUGUACGUGCUGAUUUGUGUGUGUAAUGACAUUGGGGGAAAAGACAUGACUUAUCCCCGAGUCUCUCUGGAACUGUCUGUCCUUACCAUAAAACAGGCAGGGUAGGGAGAGGAGAGGGAGAGAGGGAGGGAGGGAGAGAGAGAGUUAUUGAGGAGAGACGGAGAGAGGAAAUUAGGGAACGAGUGAAAGAGGUAAGCGGAAAAGAGUGAGAGGGUGGGGAUCGAGACUAGUAAGGAAGAGGGAGGAAGAGAGGUAAGCUGAAGAGAGAGUGAAAAGAAGGGAGGGGAGAGAGAGAGAAGGGAGGGUGGGGAGGUCUGUAAGUGAAGCCAUAUGUUCCUAAAGCUCUUGAAUCGCCGGCGUGAGGUAAGGGCUGUCGUAAUACCACGGAGAGAGAGAGAGGGAAUCUAGAACUCCUCUUUAUUGGGCCACUACAAAACAACUCAUUAAAAUAGCAUACAUCAUUCCUUACCCACAUAAACACAACCCCCCCCAUAUAAACAGAUACAUUAAGUCAGGGAGAGAGAGCGAUAGGGAGGCAAGAUGGAGAUAAAUUGAUUUCAUAUGUAGCUUCUCAGCUGGAACCUAGUGUUCCAAGUUCUGUGACCUCAAGAGUUCCCCAAGUCAGCCUUGAAUUCACUCCCCCCCCGUCUCCCACUCUGUCCCCCCAAAGCAGGGUAUGAAGCCCUCUCUCCCCUCCUAGUUCCAGUGUUUUACUAAAACAAACAGAGCCAGUGCAGCAGGACUGAAUAACCACAGGGAGAAAUGAAACCUUUGUGCUGUGUGUGUUCAUACUCGGCUAGAUCAUUUUACAGAUCACCAACAAAAACACCAACAGAACAUAGAAAAAUGUACAUCUCUCACUCUCCAUAAAGUCUUUCUUCUCUCCCUCUAGACUCCCUCAGGUCUCAUCCUCACCCCCAGUCCCCUGCUGUCCAGUAUCCAUUUCUGGAGCAGCCUGAGUCCCGUAGGACCCCUGAGCCCCGCUCGCCUGCAGGGCCAUGGACCCCUGUUCCAGGUAAGACACACACACACUCUGAAAGAGAAUAGAGAGAGAGGAGAAAGGAAAGUAAGCGUGAGGGAGCCGGACACCACCUGGAGUGAAGACUGAUGGAAGGGAGUUAAGGAGGAGAGAGGGAGGGACAGAGGGGAAAGUUGUGGGAUGGUGACAGAAAGGGUUAGGGGGAGGACAGUUGAGUAUUUAUGCUUGUUCGUACUGAGCCGAGAGGGAAAGGGCUCCACUCUAACUGGUAAACAAAGGAGGGAUAGUUAGAAGUUUGAGCUACGACUAGGGUUGAAAUCCUGAUUGGAGGAUCCCGGAACCAGGGGGGAAUAAGUAGGAAAUCUGUAAUCCUCUGUCCAGGACUUCUGUAAAACCAGAAAAUGUAUUGAAAGUUCCCAGAAUUUUGCAACUCUAGCUAAGACAGAAGAUUCCCCCAAACAGCCUCAUUUUCUCAACAACAACCGAGUCACAUGACACCGCCGCUAUUUAGUUCUGUGUGUGUGUGAGCGGUUCACUGUGAUUGUACGUAAGUGUGUAUAUGUGUGUGAUUCACGGUGUGCAUGGGUUUCAAAAUAAGCUACAGAUGUUUCCUUUCUGGUGUGGACGAGGGGGGGCAGCUUCCUGCUCAGGGGGGGGGGGGAUUCAGGAGCCCCACCCACUCCCAUCAGCCCUCUCACAACAGGAAGUGCCUCUCCUCCCAUCGUCAGGAGGGAUGGGUGUUAAAAUACCUCGGCCACCAUUUUAGGGAAUUCUUAAACCCAGUCAUCAGCUUCUCCAGAGUUUGGGCUAGAGUUCUUUAUAAAGAAAGUUCUCAUCAUUAGUAGUACGCAUGUAUAACACUAGACUAGGGAUAGAGAUGAAUGCACUUUACCUCAGUAUAAUAUGGGGGGCAUUAUUAUUAUAAUUGUGUGGUAUUUCCUAAUCUGACAGUGGAUCUCACCUGUCUUCUCCUCUGUCCAUCUGUCUGUAGUUCCCCACCCUGCUGAAUGGGCCCAUCCCAGUCCCCCUGUCCAGCCUGGACACCUCCUCCCCGCUGCUGCUCUCCCACAGCCCACACAAGUCCUGAUCCUCCUGGAAGACAGUACCAUACCCUACUGGAUUCUACCACCAACUGGACCAAAACAGGCUUAAGCAGGCCCGACCAGACCAAAUAGGCCCAGUCCACGCGAGUUCAAAUCCUGGACCCCGACAUAGCAGGACUCGAGGCAAAAUCAGGAUAAAAUCAGGACACUGCUGCAAACCGACUGGAUCAGCCUUCAACUGUGUCAAUAUCAUUAUCAUCAUUGACUUGAAGAUGCAUUUUCUUUAGCUUAGUUGAAACAGAUUUAUUUUGGACUUGUUUAGUUUGUAUCUCAUCUCAUCCAGCUUGAAGUUGUCCCACAUUUAUCCACUUCAGAAUGCUGUUCCAUGCAUUGUACCUUGUCAGCCCUUUAUCAAUAGACUGGCGUAUGGUUAUAACGCUUUAUAAAUGUUUGUAUCAUUGUAUAGUGGUUUUGAUAUGUUCAUUUGAGGCUGUGAACCUGGUUGUAUUGUUCUGGCUGAAUGUUUUUCUAUGGUUUUGUAUUGUAUUACACUUUAUGCAUUAUUACCUUGUACCGGCUGUGCCUUCUCAAAUGUAAGAGUUAUGUAAAUGUUUUUUUGUUUUUUUUAUAGACGAAAUUCCAGUUCAAUAUUGAACAAAAGCUUAUGUGUAACAGCUUUUGGUUCUUUUUCAUAAAGGAAUUGAUACAAAUGUAUUCUCAUAAUGAUUUGCUAUUUUCUUUAUGUCCGAGAGUCAAGUAAAAAUGUCUUAAACAAGGUUUUAAAUAAACAUGAAGCAUUGAAUGCUAUACAACUGAUUUUAUGUCUGGUGUGAGUGUCACCAUCUACUUCCAUUUCACCCAGAAAACAACAAUAAAGACAAGUGUAUUUAUCAAACAGACUCAUUUUACUGUGAUGGUUAUGAGAAAUAAAUAGUUCCAGUAAAAGGAGUUACAGGGCCACCAACUGUCAGUGUUCCAGAGAUUGAGUUUACACCACAGCAGGCGUUCCAUAUGUCAGGCACACACACACACACACACAGGCACACACACACACCCCCUCAGGUAAGCUCAGGUCAUUCUUAAACUUGAAAAAGUACAGUAUUACAAUAUUAA
Messenger RNA from Coregonus sp. 'balchen', 9092 nucleotides. The record is from the annotation of a GenBank genome assembly. NCBI's taxonomy places the organism in Eukaryota, Metazoa, Chordata, Actinopteri, Salmoniformes, Salmonidae.